AUGACGGAGGAAAAAUCUCCGCGCUUGAUGCUCUGGCCGUCACGUGGCAAUUUAGACGCGAACAGCGCCAGCCGAAAGGCCAAGCCUCACGACCUCAAACCCCUCUUGUACAUCGUCCACGACGACCAAGUCCCUAGUUCAUGUGUUAUCGCCACAAAUAUGUCGUCUAAUGCGUCCAACUUCUCAGCUGCGCUUGCAACAUGGCAGGAAAUCAAUCUGAGCGAGUUGCAGAAGAAGCUCGAUGGCCAAGGUGUUGAGAUUGUCGAGAAUCAAAAGGAAGGACUGCUUGGUCGUAAAGCUCUGGCAGAUAAGACCAAAGGCAUAAAGUUGCCGGACGACGAGAAACUGAAUGCGUUCCGUGGACUUUUGAAGGCAUACCAGGCUGAAAUUGACAAUAUCACGAAACGAUGCAAGACCUCCGACAAUGCCUUCCUCAAUGUCUACAAGAUUCUCGCAGAAGCGCCGGACCCAUACCCUCUACUCGAAGCUGCCGUCGACCAAGCAGUGAAGGUUACCGAAGCCGUCGAGCAAGAAGCCGAAUUGAAACGGUUGCGAGAGGAGAAUGCGGAUAUGAAGAAACGAAUCUCGGAAUUCAGUUCAUUAGAGUCCAACAAGAAGAAGCUGGAACUCAAGGUUGAGCAGAUGGAGCAGAAGAUGGACGACCUCGUUCAGGACAAAGUCGCUCAGAAGGUCAACGAGUUGAACGCUACCUACGACGAACGGAUACGAAACUUUGAAGAGCGGGAACAGGAUCUCCAGAAGCAACUCUCAUUGGCCAAGACUCAGCUACGAGACCUGCGGGCCUCCAACGAAACUAACCAGGCCAAGUUAUUUGACCAGACGCAACGGCAAGACCAAGAGAUCUUCUCCAAACUCGCCGAAGUGGACAUGAUCAUCGCCGACUUGGACAGGGCUAAUACUCGUAUCGCUACUGUGGAACGUCGCAACGAAAUCCUUCGUGCCGAGAUCGAGACGUUACGUAGCGGAAACGAAACAUCCGACAAGGUCAAGACGCUGGAAACUCAGAUCUCAGAACUGGAGGCGGAGAGUGAACGCUUGUCGCGGUCGUUGGAAAACCAGAAAGCACUGACGUCAGAGGUUGAGCAGAAUGGUAUCAGGAAAGCGAAGGAGAUUACGGAUGAGUUGCAGAGAAAGGCGGCUGAAGUGGAAACCCUCAAGCAACGUCUGGCGAGGCUCUCUGACUACGACGAGAUCAAACGGGAAUUGGAGAUCAUCAAGUACGUCGAGUUUGCGGGUCUGGACGACGAAGAUGGUGAUCAGGAUGUACAUCUUCCUGAUGCCAAUGCCUCGAAAUCCGAGUCGCAGCACAAUAAAUCAUUGGAGGCUCUCCUGGCAAGCAAGAAUAAGCGUAUCCAAGAAGAGCUGACCAAGUUCCGCAUCCUUCACAACGAACUCCAGGAAUCACUCAAGAACGUGGAAAACAAGCUUGACUCUACUUCAGCCGAGUUAGCGAAACAGAAAGAGUUGAAUGAGAAGUUGGAGAAUGAUCUAUUGGCGAUCAACAACCCUGAUGAGAAGGCUAAUGGUUCGGCGAACAAGUCUGGGGAUGAUGAUGAUAUUCUGGCGAAUUUGGAUGUUGGCAAGAAGUCGGCGGACAAUUCAACGCGGUCGACACCCAUCCCAUUCGCUUCCUCAGCAGAUACUUCCAUCCUACCGAUCGUAACGAGCCAACGCGACCGAUUCAGGCAACGGAACGCCGAACUAGAAGAGGAACUGCGAAAGCAAUACCAAACCAUCUCGGAACUGCGGGCGGAAAUCAAGUCCCUGCAAGCCGACAACCUAAAAUUGUACGAGAAGGUUCGCUACAUGCAAAGUUAUCGGGAAGAAAGCGCUGGGAUGAGGCCCGUUUCUCAGCUGGAUCCUUUACCUGGUUCUUCGAGAGGUGGUGGAGAUAGCGGAUAUUCAUUGGAGGAUGGGAUGAGUAAGUACCAUUCGAGGUACGAAGAGAGUGUGAAUCCGUUUGAAGCGUUCCGUGGGCGGGAACAAACGAGAGCAUAUCAAAACCUCAACCCACUAGAACGAACGGUGCUGCUGUUGACGAGGCCGUUAGCGGGAAGUCGACGUGCUCGGACACUCUUCAUUUUCUAUGCUAUCUUCUUGCAUGUCAUGCUUAUAUACAAGACGUACACUUGCUCGCCGGUACCGUCAGCACACACGUAUGGGUCGUAG
Molecule: messenger RNA, 2190 nt
Organism: Coprinopsis cinerea okayama7#130
Lineage: Eukaryota; Fungi; Basidiomycota; Agaricomycetes; Agaricales; Psathyrellaceae
Exons: 15
Coding region: 1-2190 (729 amino acids)
Biological process (GO): intra-Golgi vesicle-mediated transport
Cellular component (GO): Golgi membrane
Source: RefSeq, a predicted model, not a curated record